This is a messenger RNA of Seminavis robusta, 943 nucleotides long. The record is from the annotation of a GenBank genome assembly. Lineage: Eukaryota; Bacillariophyta; Bacillariophyceae; Naviculales; Naviculaceae.
AUGGAAGCUCUUGAAGCAGCAAUCAAGCGUGGAGCUCAUCCUUCAGCACAAGCACCUGAAGCGGCCACUGCACUUCGCAAAGAAGUUGAGGAGAAAGUAGCCCAGGGAUAUGCUCGAUUGAUCCCUUGGACAGAACUGAAAAAAUCACUCCCAUCCAACAUUCGAAUCAGCCCAAUAGCUGCAAUUCCACACAAGAGUCGUGCCUAUCGAAUGAUUCUGGACUUGAGUUAUAUGUUUACUCUGGAUGGGAUCCCGUGGUCUUCAGUCAACACAGCGUCAACUCCAUCUGAUCCACCACUUCAAUCCAUGACACAGUUGGGUCAAGUCCUUCCACGUUUGAUUCAUCGCAUGGCUACCAGCUCUGAAGACGAGGGGCCUUGGGUGUUCAUGAAGCUGGACAUCAAAGACGGUUUUUGGAGAAUGGUGGUACCAGAGGAUCAAGAGUAUAAUUUCUGUUACGUACUCCCUCAAACGACCCCCAACGAACCAAUCCAAAUCGUGGUCCCAAGCUCACUCCAAAUGGGCUGGAAGUAUAGCCCGCCUUACUUCUGUGCGGCCACUGAGACUGGAAGGGAUGUCGCCGAAACAUUGGCAUCCAAAUCAACACUCCCACCUCACCCUUUUGAAACAAUGACAAUGAACAUUGAUGAAGAGCUGAACUUAUUCCAAAUUCAACACCCUUCUCAGUGGACUGAGGAUGAGCUACCAGAACGGCUCCAAAACUUGAACCGGCUCUUGGAGGUUUAUGUGGAUGACUUCGUGGCUGCAAUCCAGUGUACCAACCCCCAAGUUCUCCUGCAUCAUUCCAGAGCAUUGCUCCACGCCAUUCACUCUAUCUUCCCGGCUGCACCUGACCCAGACCGAGACCCGGACGAUGAACCGGUUUCCCUAAAAAAACUACUGCAAGGCGAAGGUGUUUGGGCCUUUCGCAAAGAGAUUCUAG